Messenger RNA from Engraulis encrasicolus (European anchovy), 5641 nucleotides. Its product is annotated as KIAA0825 ortholog. The transcript has 22 exons. The record is from RefSeq and is a predicted model, not a curated record. Bases 652 to 4902 code for a protein of 1416 amino acids. NCBI's taxonomy places the organism in Eukaryota, Metazoa, Chordata, Actinopteri, Clupeiformes, Engraulidae.
CGAUGCGUGAUACAAUGUAGCAGACUGCUAAUUAUAUGGAUACAUAAUGUCACGGACACGUUCUUUUUUACAGCACAGUGGUCGUUUGCACGUUUGAACUGUAUUGCUGGAAUCGUGGCUAUGUUUAGGUUAAUGCCAUGAUACCAAGUGUUGCGGUUUGCUAACGGUUUAGAUAGCCCUGUCUGGUAUGUUUAGCAGCCUAUCUAACAUCCACUUGCUUCACCACUAAACCACGGAUGCAGCAACUUCGAGGAGCUUAUUCUUCACUAGCUUUUCUAUCAAUUAUCUUACACAAAAUCCCGUUGAAGCUGCUUCCAAGUGGAAUGCUCCAGUUGUUACUUUUCGACGAAUUGUUUCUGUGGGACGUGUUUGGAAUGUUUGUCAUGCAUAAGCCGAUAUUACUGGCUCAGUGCAACACAUUUAGCCUACCUGUUGCUUUUACAUAAAUAAUAAAUCGCUUUUCAUGACUUUUCAUUCACGCCAUGCCAAUUCAUGGCACGUUUCCCACACUCCCACGUUACCCGUGCAUUAGACUAAGGCUGUAUGAAAAUCUGAUAUUUUGAUUGCUGGCUGGCUUUGCCUCACAAUGGACUGACCACGGAAGCAGGUUUUUUUUGGCCAUUCCUCAGUUGAAGCCCAGCGGUGCCCAGGAUGGAGUGGCAGCGUGACCUGCCGUAUGACCACAGCGUGGUGGACCUGCUGGUGCCCGCUGUGCCCACAGAGGCCGACAUCCAGCAGCUGCUGAGGGACACGGAGGAGAAGCUGAAGCUCAAUGCCUGCAGUGUGGAGCAGAGUUUGAAGGAGCUGCAGAGCAAGAUGGGGGAUCAGUGGGGCGGUGAGAGGCCCUCCAGCCCCAGUGACAUCCUGCAGUGGUUCAACCCGCGCAACCCCAACGGAAUCAAGCCCACCGCCACCGCGCAACCAGAGCUGCUGGACUUCUACAGGGCACUGCAGCAGUACCUGAGGUCGGAGGAGAGCCGUGCGGAGGAGGUGGUGCUCCAGCUCCUGGUCAACAUCUCCUGCCAGUGCGGCGUCUCCUUCCCCAGCCCCAGCCCCCUCACCUCCCAGCUCUGCACCCCGGUGCUGCCCACCGUCUUCUGCACCGUGCGCGACGACCCUGGCCAGGAGCUGCAGGACGCCUGGGAGGACCUCCGGCUCCAGCUGCAGCGCCACCUGCUGGAGAGGCUGGAUGAGGCGCAUGCUGGAGGGGUGGCGAUGGGGGAAAGUGGAGUGGUGGAGAGCCAGGGCGACGGAGAGGAAGAGGGGGAGGAUGUGGAGGCGUCACGCGUGCCCAAGCGCGCCCUCCUCCUUCAGCAGCUACUGUUCCUGUACCCAGAGGCGGAGGUGCUGGCACGCUACCAGCGGCUGCGGACCAGAGCUGUGCAGUCCCUCAUCCAGGCCACCCAGGCGUCCGGCCCGGCUGCAGGGGAGCGGGGUUUCCAGCGUCUGGCCACGGGCAUGGAGGCGGCCGUCGUGCCCCUAUGCUCCAUGAUCAGCGAGGACCUCCACGUGCUGAACUGCGUGGGCGUGGAGCCCGGCGCCACCCUGGGCUUCCUCAACCAGGCCUACCUGGGCACGCUGAGCCUGGAGCUGGGCACGCUGAUGGAGCGGGAGGUGGAGGGCGCCCAGAAGGACAACACGGCACCGCAGGGGAAGGGAGGACGCCGGCUCAGCCGCAGCAAGGCCACUGUCGUUCCUCAAGAGCCGGUGCGCAAGGCCCGUAACUUCUGCCUGACGUCUCACCAGCUGGGCUGCCUGACGCGGCUGGCCUCCACCCUGCUGGAGCUGGAGCGGAGGGUGGAGGAGCUGGCUGCAGACCAGGCCUUUCCUCAAGAGCCGGUGCGCAAGGCCCGUAACUUCUGCCUGACGUCUCACCAGCUGGGCUGCCUGACGCGGCUGGCCUCCACCCUGCUGGAGCUGGAGCGGAGGGUGGAGGAGCUGGCUGCAGACCAGGCCUUCCUCAUCUCCCCUGGAGAAGCCUCCUUCAGCUCCAGAGUUUUAAAGAAAUCUAAAGAGGAACCCGAGACGGCAGCCCCCGAAGAUGGGAGUAGCAGCGUCCACCACCACCACGCCUCGCCCGGCCCCAGCCUCAACUUCACUGAGGCGGUGGCGUCGUCCCUGGAGUUUGGGUGGCGGGGGGCCUUUGCCGACCUGGCACCUCAGAUGGCCCACUGCGUGCGGGUGCUGCUGGAGGACGUGUGUGCCAGGAGCCUGCAGAAGGAGGAGGCGUCACGUGCCAACUCGGCCGCCCUGCCGCUGGGCAACGUGCCACGGAGACGAGGCAUCGCCCUUACCUGUCUGGAGCCGGAGAGCCCCAAGAUGAUAGCCAAGUUCUGCGCUGAUGUCAUAGAGGAGCUGGACAACCUGUUGCCCCUGGCGAUGGUUGCCUGCGGCGACCCGCUGCUGCCGGUGCGCCACAGCUUCCUGGAGGUGUGCGGCAGCGUGGCCCAGGCCCUGCUGGCUCGUCUGCAGGAGAGGGCCAGGGAGGUGCCCCACCACGCCCCCUUCCAGAACCUCUCGGGCCUGCUGGCCACCAGCAUCUACCUGGGCCAGCUGCUGGAGCUCUACCGGACUGAGCUGAGCGACGAGGAGGCUGCUGCUGCUGCUGCUAUGCCUGUGGUCCAGCUCCCUACCCAGCAGUGUCUGGAGCUGAGCAGCGCUCUGCAGGAGCAGCUGACGGGCUACUGUGUGUCCACAUGCGCCUCCUGCCUCCUGCUAGAUGCCGAGAGUCACUACUGGGCCGACGUCAAGCCAUUCUAUGAGGACGAGCGCUGCUCCUUCUCCAUCCAGAUGUGGCACUACUUCCUGGCGGGCGUGCGUAGUGACCUGUGGAGGGCUCUGUCUCCUGAGGUGGCGCGGUGCGUUCUGGCCCAGGUGCUGUGUGAGAGCCUGCAGCCGCUGGUCCAGAGGUACUCCCACGCCCGGCCCUCCUACGGCAGGGUCCAGCAAGUCAGGUUGGACAUCUCUUCCAUCCUGCUGUGCGUGCAGCAGAUGCUGUGGAGCGUGUGUGAGGGGCCGGGGGAGCUGCUGGCGUCCGAGGCCAAGUCCUCCUCCACGCUGCCUGGCUCGUCCUCGGCGGCCGACUGGCUCAGCGGCGUCCACGGCCUCUGCACGCAGCUGCUCGACGUGCUGGUGGUGGUUACGGCUCCCCUACCACUGCUCUAUGGGAUCUUCCAGAGUGGCCCCAAGAGUCCGGCUGUGCACGCCGCCCAGACUGUGGAUGACCUCAAUAAUGGUGCUGGUGCUCCUACGAACGGCGAGACAGAGCCUGGAGACCUUGGCCUGAGCGAUGCUUACUGGCUCAGUGUCAUCAACCCUGUCGUGUUCCCAGAGCACUCUCUGAAGGAUGGUGUGGGCAGUGAGGUGUGUUGCCUGUGGCUGUUGAGGCUGGUGUGUGCGGGGCCUGGUGUCAGCUCCUCCCUACUGCUCACAACCCUGCUACACACAGACUGCCUGCUGCUACGCACACUCAUGAAGGAGUCAGGUUUGUGUGUAGUGGAGGUGGAGGAGGUGGAGGGCUCAGCCGAGAGGCUGGAGGCAGCUGAUCGUUUCCUGGAGGCCGUGGUGAGUCUGCUGGCCUCUCUGAGCAAGGCGCCCAGGGCCCUGACCCAGGUGCUGGAGCCCUACCUGGACAAGAGACAGCUAUGGGAGCAACUUCACAACAACACAGACUCAGAGAAGUCAGCAGACUCAGUCGUGCUGCGCUGCAUCAGACGCCUGGUGUCCCGGCCUGUUGAAGGCCUGCUGCGGCAGUUGGUGCACAUAGUGCAGGCCUCAGACGACUGGCCGGGCUCCCUGCUGCAGAGGGACGCCCCAGACUGUCUGCUCAGCAAGGUCCCCAAGGGGUGGAACUACAGCCCCCAUGAUGCAAAGGGAAAAGAUCCCAACAAAGCGACAGGUAAAACCAUAGCUAUCCAGGCCCUCUCGUUCGUCUUCACCAACCUGCCGGCGGCGGUGUCCUCCCUGCCUCUGCCUAUUCGCUUCCUGUUUGCCGAGGCAGAGGAGCGUCUCCCGCGCGACUCCUCCCGACAGCUGCGGCCCACGGCGGGCCUCCUGCCCUGGGCCCUGCUGGGCUGCCUGUGCCGGGGCCUGGAGGACGCGGAGGCGCUGGAGAGGCUGGCCGCCCAGCCGCUGGAGCGCGGGGCCAAGGAGCGCCUGGCCCUGCUGUCCGAGUGCCUGCAGGCCAGCGUGGGCCAGCCGAAAGGGGGAGCGCCCAAGGCAGCCGCACACACCGCGCUGAGGAGCCUGGAGGAGCGCCGGCCCAAGUGGAUCGCCGGCCAGCUGCACAAGGCCCGCAAGCUCUGCUGCAAGAGCAUGUUUGAGCGGCUGGAGAGUGAGGGCCUGCAGGAGAGAGGUGGUGGUGGUGGUGGUGGUGGAGGUGUCUCAGCGCCAUCAGCAGCGGCAGCAGUGACGGUGACAUCGGUGACAGCAGCAGAAGCCGGCGAGCUGCGGACGCAUCUGAUGGCGCUGGAGUCGAGCCACCAAGCAGGUGGCAGCCUGCACCUCCAGCACAUUCAUCACAUCAUCACACACAACCAGGAGCUGCUCUGGCAUAAACUCUCAGCUCCUUUCAUGCCCGACGAGGAGCUUCCACAGUCUUCCUUCUCUUCUGUGACCUUUGACCUAUCCGAAGAAACCACCCCGGGCACAGCUCCUCAGUUUAACCCCCUCACAGAGUUCAACCACUUUGGCUAUGAGAAGUUUGACCAGGCUGCCCUGUGCCAGAGGGAGUGGGCCUGGGCCGCGCUGCUGCCAGCCUUCCAGGCCAUGAGCGGGCCGACCUUCACCACGCUGCUGCAGAACAGGUGGGAGAUGCAACAAGAUGCAGAUCUGGAAGAUGAGGAGAAGGUUUUGGUUGAUCACCUGCGGAACACCUGGUUGACCCCCAGGCCUGACCCUUGACCCUGCCAGGCUUAGCCCUUGACCCCUACCUGGCCAAAUGUAGCUCGGAGGGCACCAAAUAACUCUGACUUGAACGUCUCACUGUAUAUAUUUACACAUUUUUACUGAUGUAUUUUUUCUUAUUUUCUUUACAAAACUACAACAAAUAGACCCUAUCCACAAAUAACAAUGCAAUGACAAAGAAACACUUCUCUGAUGCUGAUACGAAAGGCAUGCUCCGUUCAAAAUGUCAUUGCCCUUGAAUAAAUUGUCAGGCCAUGGCCAUUUAGAGGAAUUCAAACUUUUUGUAAUCAGUAUUGAUCACAAUCAGUUUUAGUUAAGAUAGUCUUGGAUUUCACCACAAACCACAUUAUUUGUCUGUAGAAGACGGCUAUUUGUCCGUGUAAGUGAUUAACAUGUAUUUAAUAAUUUAAAUCCACAUAUUGUAUUUCAUUUACUUUUUUAUUUUGCAAUGAAAAUAAGACACUUAUUAUAUUUUGCCACCAUAUUCAGAUUUUCAGAGCAAACUAUGCCAUGGAUUGUUUGCCCAUGGAUUAACAAAAGUGCAGCUGUUGUGAAUGUGUUUGGUGCUUUGUUUCUCUUCAGCGCAGCUCCCGUGGGCACCACUGAAAGUUGGUUACUCUUGUAGGUCUGGUGGAUGCCAAGAAAACAUCUCUGCCACAGCAGUUUACAAAAAUGUGUGUUUGUCUCAAUGUGUUUUGUAUUAUGAAAUACAGUUCCUCAAUGUUUCAAUAAAAAG